Molecule: messenger RNA, 843 nt
Organism: Brettanomyces nanus
Lineage: Eukaryota; Fungi; Ascomycota; Pichiomycetes; Pichiales; Pichiaceae
Exons: 1
Coding region: 1-843 (280 amino acids)
Biological process (GO): DNA replication; nucleotide-excision repair; double-strand break repair via homologous recombination
Cellular component (GO): nucleus; chromosome, telomeric region; site of double-strand break
Molecular function (GO): DNA binding
Source: RefSeq, a predicted model, not a curated record
AUGAGUGGCUUUAAUCCAUACAAUAACAAUAACAACAGCAACUAUAAUGACGGCACUGGCUACGGAAACUACAACGGAACUUCUGCCGGUGGCUUUAGUUCGCAGGAAAACACGACCAAACCGCAGAGGCAGAACCUCACGCAGACGAUAACUCCAGCAACUAUCCGGACCAUCAAACAGGCCAAACAGUCUUCACAGGAGGGUCCUUACGAAUCAUUUGGCAUGACUCUUUAUUAUGUGACAUUUAUCGGCAUAAUCCGUGAGAUCGAUGCCUCCAAUUCGGCCUCUACCAACUACAAGUUGGAAGAUGGAACGGGUUCGAUUUCCAUUAGACAGUGGAACAAUGAGGGAGAAGGCGGAGCAGACAGCGACCAGGACAUGGAUGAACCAGAAUUCAAAUCGGGAGAAUAUGUCAAGGUUUGUGCCACAAUCAGAGAGUUUAACGGCAAGAAGCAAUUGCAGACGCAGUCGAUUCGUAAGAUAACGGAUUACAACGAGGUUCCCUACCACUUUCUAAGUGCGGUGAAAGCGUUCAUCGACCAUCGGGAUGCACCUAAGAAUGAUGACGGUGAUGUGUCGAUGAAUUCGUCGUCUCUCUUUGUUGGAGAGAACGGCGAUGGAGCGGAUAACAAGUCCAAAAAUGAUGAUAACCUUCCCAUCACUGAGAAGCUAUUCAGAUUUAUCAAGACUAACAGUAACUCUAUGGUGGAAGGUGUUCCUGCGCAGAUGAUGGCUCAAGAAUUUAACAUGCCUGUCGAAACUGUCAAAGACAAUCUUACCUCUUUGGUCGAUGAUGGUAGAAUAUUCGCUACUGACGAUGAAAGUAUGUUCCUAUGUGUGUAA